Molecule: messenger RNA, 1708 nt
Organism: Teleopsis dalmanni
Lineage: Eukaryota; Metazoa; Arthropoda; Insecta; Diptera; Diopsidae
Exons: 4
Coding region: 431-1315 (294 amino acids)
Biological process (GO): regulation of transcription by RNA polymerase II
Cellular component (GO): nucleus; transcription regulator complex
Molecular function (GO): DNA binding
Source: RefSeq, a predicted model, not a curated record
UCAGAAAAUCGUUGAUUAUUUUUUUACAACAAACAGAAUUUUAAAUGCACAAAUAAGGCGUAUUAAAAUUAUUAGACUUUUUCCUAUAUCGGCUAGUCGCUCUCGCCAAGUGAAAAGGAAAAAUUAAAAUGGCGAAUUUUCUUCCUUCUAUUACAACGAUUUGACAUUUGCUAUACGAACAAUCAAAUAGAUUUUUUAUAGAUGGCGCUAGUGAAAAUUAAAUCGAAUUGUAGAAGAACGUGAAGAAACGAAAGGUGAACUGGUGAACAUGCUUACGGUAGCCAUUUUAUUACGUAUUGCGUAUUCGUUCAUUGAGUUGAAUUUUGUGAAACGCAACGCAACAAUCGUACGUUAUAAUUGACGCAACAUAAGUUCAAAUUGUGUUUACAUAUUGAUUGUCUUAAAUUUACAUUUAGAUUAAUAAUAUAAAAUGACUGCAAAUCAUCGUGUACUUGAUGAAGCAGAUAUUAUACUAAUCAACAAAGUGAGAACCACUCCCGCAUUGUAUGACCCGCGACACAUUGAUUUUCGUUUAGCCGAUCGUAAAGAAGAAGAAUGGAUCUCUAUAGCAACGUUUCUGGGCAUAUCGUCAAAUGUAGCACGGCGACGCUGGACUUGCUUGAGAGAUCGAUAUACGCGUGAACUGAAGCAGCUACGUUUACAUCCAGAAAAUGGAGAAUUUGGGCAUAAUGACUUCUUCAAAUCAAUGGAUUUCUUGCGUAAAUUUGUAAAAAAGCGAAAGGAGCGUCGUAGCAAUAUUCACAGACAAGGAUAUCUGCGUAACAGUGCAGACAAUAUAAACGCAAAUAUAAAAUUGGAUAUUACCACUGAUAUAGAUUACGAAGAUGAAACGGAUACCUAUAUGGAUGAACAGCAAAACUUCAAUUAUAAACUUGAAGUAACUUCCAAUGAAACUGGGGAUUUUCGGGGAUAUGACGAAGACAUUAACGAUACAUAUGAUGAAGAAUAUAUUGAUCAUACAGCUGAAAUUUCUAAUUUAAGCAGUCCAGCAAAAUCAAAAACAUUUGUUACGAAUCCCUUGCAAAUAAAACAAGAUGAUGUUUUCUUGCCAAAAGUCAAUUUAUCUAAGGCUAAACAUCAACCACAGCAGCAACAUCAGGAUAUUGGUAAUCAAAAUGAUAGUUUCACAGAAGUCCCCAAUGAAACCGAAGAUGAUUUCUUUUGUAAAUCUGUUUCAAAAUAUCUACAACAACUAUCAAGGCGACAUAAAAUCAAAGCAAAAGUAGAAAUAUUUCAAGUAUUAGAAAAGUAUAUUGAAUUAGAGGAAGUUGCAACGCAAGUUAUGCAAUGUUGAUAUCAAGCAAAAACCAAUUUGUUGUUUAUUUCUUUAUCCACAUUUAUAAUGAGAUAUAUUUAAUAAUGUUUUUAAAAAAUUUUAUAUUCAUUGCUACAUUAUUGUUGCGAUUUUAGAAAAAGAUUUUUGCUAUUGAAAUCUCUCUGUAUAAAACAAUUAAAUACAAUAUGAAAAGAUUCAUCCAAAUGCAGACAUCUGUUGCUAAUUGAUCAUCUUAAAUAAGAAAAAUCUAGCAUGCUCGCUGAUAUACCGCGAAAGAUAUUAAUAUUAUAGUGGGAUUGCUAACACCGCCAUUGUCGGUUGGAAAACUAUAUGUGCAAAAGCCUUUCUACAAAAUAUAUUUUAUAGUUAAAGACGACAAUAGUAUUUAUGUAUUUUAUAUAGUUUUAAUAA